Messenger RNA from Linum tenue, 202 nucleotides. NCBI's taxonomy places the organism in Eukaryota, Viridiplantae, Streptophyta, Magnoliopsida, Malpighiales, Linaceae. The record is from the annotation of a GenBank genome assembly.
AUGCGCAAAUCUCGCAAUCUCCAUUUCCGCCCGCCUCCGGUGCCUCCGAUCUGCCCUUCUCUUCACCUUCAGACUGUGCAAUUUUGUGGAGUUAGGUUUCUGGGACGAGUCUCGCAACCGCCGUCGAGGACUGCUAGAUCUGCAUCCAAGUGGUUGUGACGACAGUUGCAGAAGACGCCGACGAUGGUGUGAGAGGAGAGAG